AUGCGUCCCGCCCCGGCUACUCGCGCCUCCAUCGUUCGCCUCAUGAACGCGACCGCCUCGGCAGGUUGCCGUGGCUGUGGCCGUUCUCACACGGCGGCCCACUCGUGCGCGUCGGGCCCUACCCAGGCGCGCGGCAUGGCUACGCCCGUCGACCUCCCCGGUCCCGGCAACAGCAACGGCGACUACGCUUUCGAGAUGGCCGCCUCGACCCUCCGUUUCGGCACCGGCUCGACGCGUGAGGUCGGCAUGGACAUGACCAACCUCAUCAACAAGAUGCCCGCCAACGAGCGCGGCAACGCCAAGAUUGCCGUCUUCACCGACCCCAACAUCGCCCAGCUCCCCGUCAUGCAGACGGUCGUGCAGGCACUGCAGAAGGAGGGCCACAACUUUGUUGUCUUUGACAAGGUCGCCGUUGAGCCCACCGAGGCCUCGUGGCUCGAGGCCAUCGAGUGGUCUCGUGCUCAGAACCCAACACACUUCCUCGCUGUUGGUGGUGGCUCGACCAUGGACACGGCCAAGGCCGCCAACCUCCUGACGUGCUACCCCGACAAGGACAUGUACGAGUUCAUCAACGCCCCCGUCGGCAAGGGCACGCCCAUCGCCAAGACCCUCCACCCCAUGGUCGCCGUCCCCACCACCGCCGGUACCGGUUCCGAGACCACCGGAACUGCCAUCCUCGACAUUCCUUCCAAGAAGUUCAAGACUGGUAUCGCUUCCCGUGCGCUCAAGCCCACUCUCGGCAUUGUCGACACCCUCAACACCGCCACCUGCCCUCGUGAGGUUGCCAUUGCCGCUGGUCUUGACGUGCUCUUCCACUCGCUCGAGUCUUACACCGCCAUUCCUUACUGGGAGCGCACACCGCGCCCUACCAACCCCAUCCAGCGCCCCGCUUACCAGGGCUCGAACCCCGUGUCGGACAUCUUCUCCAAGUGGGCUCUUGAGCAGACCGUCAAGUACCUCCCCCGCAUCUUCAAGGACCCCCACGGUGACGAGGAGGCCCGCACCCAGAUGCUUCUUGCGUCGUCGACCGCCGGUAUCGGCUUUGGCAACGCCGGUGUCCACCUCUGCCACGCCGGCUCGUACCCCAUCUCGUCGCUCAACAAGGCGCGUCCCAAGGACAAGCAGUACUUCCACCCCUCGUACUCGCCGGAUGUUCCCCUCAUCCCCCACGGUGUCGCUGUCUCUCUGACCGCCCCUGCUGUCUUCAACUUCACCUCGCCCACCUCGCCGGAGCGCCACCGCACUGCUCUCGAGAUCUUCAUGGGCAAGGAGCGCGCCGCCGAGGCCGCCGCCGUCAAGGACGCCGACCUUGGUCUCGCUCUCCGUGAGGAGAUCUGGAAGUUCCUCGACAGCGUCGCGGUUCCCCGUGGUCUCACCCAGGUUGGCUACGGCACCGAGGACAUCCCCACCCUCGCCAAGGGUAUGCUUCCCCAGCGCCGUGUCCUCGACCUCGCGCCAGGCCUCGCUGGCAAGGACCACCAGGCUGAGGAGCUUGAGCAGCUCUCGACCAUCCUCGAGGGCUCGAUGUCGUGGUAA
This is a messenger RNA of Cutaneotrichosporon cavernicola, 1536 nucleotides long. RefSeq lists its product as uncharacterized. NCBI's taxonomy places the organism in Eukaryota, Fungi, Basidiomycota, Tremellomycetes, Trichosporonales, Trichosporonaceae. The record is from RefSeq and is a predicted model, not a curated record. Gene Ontology annotation, cellular component: mitochondrion. Gene Ontology annotation, molecular function: alcohol dehydrogenase (NAD+) activity; metal ion binding. The transcript has 3 exons. Bases 1 to 1536 code for a protein of 511 amino acids.